Osmia bicornis bicornis is the source of this 2004-nucleotide messenger RNA. It is a transcript of the gene PIG-B, whose product is annotated as GPI mannosyltransferase 3. Bases 261 to 1895 code for a protein of 544 amino acids. The transcript has 2 exons. Gene Ontology annotation, molecular function: alpha-1,2-mannosyltransferase activity. Gene Ontology annotation, cellular component: endoplasmic reticulum membrane. NCBI's taxonomy places the organism in Eukaryota, Metazoa, Arthropoda, Insecta, Hymenoptera, Megachilidae. Gene Ontology annotation, biological process: GPI anchor biosynthetic process. The record is from RefSeq and is a predicted model, not a curated record.
AACGCUGCAGUGUAAAGCAUUCUGAUUGGAGCAUGCAAUAUAAUUUAGAACCGAACCAACUUAAUAGUAGAAAAAUCUCUAUAAAAAGAAAAAUGUUUAGCGCAACUUUUAUCAGGAAAUAAACAAUAAUCACUUAUCAAUGGAUGAAUCACUAACUUUGGAUGAAUACAAGUGUCUCAAGAAAUUAUAAACUCAUAACCUCUACAAACGGCAAUCGACGCCACUUAUUUUUUUUAGAUUGAACGUGUAAAUAUGUUUAUAUGCAACAAUCGUUAUUGCUCGAAUUAAAUACUAUAUAUCCGAUAGUAGUUUUUAAUAAAGUAAAAUGCUUUCUUAAAGCGUUACCAAACUUUAAGUUUUGGUUAUGUUUGAUUCGUUACGAUUGUUGUAAUUAUAUUAAUAUACUGUCCAUGAUACAUGAAAAAAUGUACAUAUCAAAGAAACUAAAAGUAUUCUCUUAUUUAAUGUUAUGGAGAUUAGCCUGUGUUUUUCUUGUACAAACUGCCCAUGUUCCAGAUGAAUAUUGGCAGUCAUUAGAAGUUGCUCAUCAUUUAGCAUUUGGAUAUGGAUAUCUGACAUGGGAAUGGUAUAUGAAAAUUCGCAAUUAUAUUUAUCCAUUUCUGAUAUCUAUCUUGUAUAGAAUGCUGGCAUUGGGGUCUUUAGAUCAUGUAACACUCUUAAUAACAUUACCUAGAAUAUUUCAGGCAUUUAUUACUGCUUAUGGAGAAUAUAAGUUUUAUGAGUGGACUAAAAACAAAUGGACUCUAUAUAGUUUAUGUAUAAAUUGGUACUGGUAUUAUUGUGCUUCGCGUACAUUAAUAAAUACUGUAGAAACAUCAUGUACUAUGAUAGCUAUAUCUAUGUUUCCAUGGCGUGAUAGUAAUGUUAAAUCUAUAAGAUACUUAUGGAUUGUAGGGUUUUUAUGUAUGAUGAGACCUACUGCUGUUAUUAUAUGGUUACCCUUAUGCAUUUAUCAUUUAUGUACAAGUUUGCAAAAUAAGUUUGUAUUAAUAUGUCAGUAUAGUAUAAUAGGCAGUGCUUGUUGCGUUAAUUCAGUAUUAAUGGACACUUAUUGCUAUGGUACAUUUGUUAUUUCACCUUGGGAGUUUUUCCGUGUGAAUGUUUUAUAUAAGAUUGGAGAUUCAUAUGGAACACAACAUUUAUUGUGGUAUAUUUUAAGUGGAUUACCAGUACUUUUAGGUUUACAUUAUGUUAUUUUUUUAUUAUGUAUGUGGCAAGUGAUGAAGCAUCCUAGUUCAUUUCAUCGUCAAUCAAUUAUGUUAGUUGUAAUAAGUUGGACAAUUGGCAUUUAUUCUUUAUUAUCUCAUAAAGAAUUUCGAUUUUUAUUACCGCUUUUACCAAUGUUCAUAUACAUUUGUACUUCUUGCACAUCUCCUCUAACAAUGAAGUCUGCAAAAAUAGUUAAACAAGCGUUUAUAGUGUUAUUAAUAAUCACCAAUGUUCUACCUGGAUUUUAUUUUUGUAUGAUACAUCAACGCGGAUCGCUAGAUGUGAUGAAUAUUCUUCACAAUGAACUUAGUGUUAUUGAUGAUACAACUAACAUACUAUUUCUUACUCCUUGCCAUGCCACUCCUUUGUAUAGUCAUUUACAUGUAAAUGUACCUAUCAAAAUAUUGACUUGUGAACCUAAUUUUAAUAGUAGUAUAAACUAUACAGAGGAAGCAGAUGCAUUUUUUUCAAAUCCAAUGCAGUGGCUAAAUAAUUAUUAUAGUAAUGAAAACAACACAAUACCCAGCCAUGUAAUAUUAUUUGAUAAUGUUAUACUAAAAAUCCAACAAUUUUUAGAACAUUAUCAACUUAUAUCACAAACAUUUUAUACGCAUUUACCGCAAUCAAAUUAUGGAAAAUAUAUUCAUGUAUAUAAACAUAAAUAAAAGAUAUUGAAUUAAAGAAAACCCGUUAAUCGCUACUACAUAUUAUCAUUCUCUUAUUCAGUUUUAUGAUCCUCAAUUUAUCUUUUAAUUAUUAAUUAUAUAUUAUUUU